This is a messenger RNA of Cooperia oncophora, 468 nucleotides long. Lineage: Eukaryota; Metazoa; Nematoda; Chromadorea; Rhabditida; Trichostrongylidae. The record is from the annotation of a GenBank genome assembly.
AUGCCAUUUCCAGGUACUGGAGCGUCUUGUGUUUAUGCUUUAUUGGGUGCACGUUGGGCUGGAUGGAAAUUUAUAGCCACAGAAGCGAACGAUGAAGCCGCUCAUGCAGCCAAUGACAAUGUCGUUCGUAAUCAGCUCAGUCAUCUCGUACGGGUUGUACAUGUUAGUGAACACUCUCCAACGCUAAUCAAGGAUUUGACUCGGCAAUUCAGUGAUCUACAGUUUUCAUUCUGUAUGUGUAACCCACCAUUCUUUGAGUCGUGUGAAACUGACAAGAGGUUUUCCGUUGAUACAGCUUCUGGAACCAUGUUGAACGAAUGCGCAGUCGAUUCGUCCGAGGCUGAACGUGCUCCUCCCCGGUCGGCAACAGUGGCACGUCGAGGAGAGCUUGAAGUGGAGGGCGGAGAGGUAGCGUUUGUUGGGCGCCUUAUCGAUGACAGUGUUCUUCUUCAAACCCAAGUCAGGUGA